CACUGUGUUUUGUGAAGUGUCACGUGGUGUUUUUUACACCCGCUUUAAAUUUUGAAAUGUUUGUGAUGUUUUGUUUGCAAUGUUGGUGAACUUUUUGUAGCUUUAAAGUGUAUUUGGAAAAAUCAUGCCUACCAAGAAGAGGGGAAAAGCUGAUUUGAGUAUAUCACAGCUGAUCUCUCCAAAAGCCUACACUGAAACUUUACAAGAUGGGGAGACCUGUGUUUUCUGUCUGAGUAAUGAGGAUAAAGAGGAAGAAUAUGGAAAAUUUAUCAAGAAAUGUGGACUUCAAGUUCACUACUUUUGUAUGUUAUUUGCUAGUGGAUUGUGUCAGAGAGGAAAAUCAGAGGAACAUGGAAUCUAUGGAUUUUUACCAGAAGACAUUAUCAAGGAGAUACGAAGAGGAUCUAGAUUGAAAUGUUACUGUUGUAAGAAGAAAGGUAGUACCAUUGGCUGUGUUGUGGGAUCUUGCUCUAAGAAAUUUCACCUGGGAUGUGGCAGAAAAGGUGGAACUCUUCAUCAGUUCUUUGGUUCAUUCAGGUCGUUUUGUCAGGAUCAUCGUCCACGUCAGAUGGUACCCAUAUCAGACAGAUUGGCAUUUUAUGGGACAGCUAAUGCUUUAUGUGCUAUUUGUAUGAAUUCUGUAGAAGCUCGAGCAUCAAAUGAAACACUGAGAGCCCCUUGCUGUCGUAAUUCAUGGUUUCACAGAUCAUGCAUACAGAAACAUGCAUCGACAGCAGGGUUGUAUUUCUUCAAGUGUCCUCUAUGUAACAACAAAGAAAUGUUCCAGAAUGAAAUGUUAGAAUUCGGUAUACAUAUACCUGAUCAAGAUGCAGCAUGGGAAACAGAACCAAAUGCUUAUAAUGAGUUAAUGGAGAGAUACAUGCACUGUGAUGCUUUGUUAUGUAGGUGUCCUAAUGGCAGGAAGUACAAUAGAGAUGGCGGGAAAUGGGAGAUAACAACAUGUGAUUGGUGUGGUUCUAAAGGGACACAUGUAGCCUGUCACAGUCUCAUCAAAAUUGGACGCAAUUUAGUUUGUCAGGAAUGUAAAGAAAUAGAUGAUAGAUCUCGAAAAAUUAAAAAGAUUAAAAAAAAGAAAAGAACUCCUUUAAAGAAAAGACUUGAAGAAAACAUGGAGGAUAAGGACGAUAUUGACUUAGAACAAAAGGCAAAAAGUGAAUAUCCUGGACCAAGUUCUGCUAUUGUAAAAACAAAUCCAACUAAAAAGAAAACACCUGAUGUACCAAGAAACAGGUCACCAGUAGGUUCACUGGGCAUGUCACCUGGCAUGUCACCUGGCAUGUCACCUGGUAAUGUAUUACGCUUGGAAUAUCAGGAAACAGAUGAUGACGUUGAUGUAGUUGAGGAUGAAGAUGUUAAUACUUGUUUAUCUCCCUUGUUGUCAGCUCAAAAAGAAAAUCGUUCAAGGAAUAUACCAGCAGCUACAGGUAGUUGUGAACAGAAGCAAAAACGUCGGGGAAGGUCAAGACAUAGGAAAAGGUCAAGGUCUUCCUCAAGUGAAUAUAUCCCAUUGUCAUCUAUUAGACAUAGACUGAGAUCCUCUUCACGUGGACCGACACAACAUAGUAGGAGUAGGUCCCGUUCAUUAUCAGAAGAAUCUCAUGCUAGUGGAGAUCUGUCCCACUCUCCUAGAGGAAAAAGAUUUAGUCGAAGGAGGAUGACAAAUAGAUCUCGAUCAUCAUCAUCAGAAUCAUUGGUUAAUUCAAGAUUGAGGUCAGCUUCUUGUAAAAGAAAGAGAUCAAGAUCAUCUUCAUCCGAAUCAUUAGUUCAUAAAAGGUUGCGGUCUGCUUCUCGUGGAAGGCCACGUGAAAAAAAGUCAUCUUCAUCAUUUGAAUCACCAGGAUUUUCCAGAACUCGAUCAGUUUCUCGUAAACGUAAGAUAAUUGAAUCUCCAUCAAAAACUGCCAGCUCCAAACAAAACUCAAAGAAGACAUUAGCUUAUGAUGAGGUUGAUGGAGAAAUUUUGCCAGUAAGGCCAUCUUCUGAGAGCAAGAAACGGAGGAAAAGUGUAAAUCACCCUUUUUCUGCUCACGGAUACAAAAAUAGAAAGAAGAGAAAACCAAAGGUUAAAAGAAUGCUAAUUAGCAUGGAACCAGAACUGUCUUAUCUGUCACCAGUCGCCCAGUAUCAGUAUGGUCCAGAUGUCAUCACUGGUAGUAGUGAAGAUUCAGAUAUUCCUUUAAAAGAAUUCACUCCGAAAAUAUCUCAAUUAGAGUAUGGACCUUCAGAUAUUCCUGUGAAAAUGUCCUCCCCCAAAAAGUCAACAGCUAAAUCGGGUGGAAAGGAAAUGACUAAAACAUUUGAACUUUCUUCAGCAAGCUCAAAAAUAGGGUCAAAACAAGAGAAAUGGACUUAUAGUGUAGAACUAUCUUCCACUAAAUCACAGAUUAAAUCACGGGGAAAAGUUUCAGAAAACAUCAGUGAGGAGUUCAAAGAAGGAAAACUUUUUUCAACUAAUGGUAAAAUUCAAAAAGUGAAUGGUCAGUUGUUGAUGGGUUCUAAAAAGGAAUCAAUGAGUCCUCAGAAAGGGAGCAACAAGCUGAAUAUGAGUAGAUCUCCAAAAAGUGGUAGACAAAUGAAAAAAACUUACAAAAAAAGAAACAAGAUAGAUUCUAAACAAAUGUUGAUCAAUCAGUGGCUGAAAAGCAGCAAAGAUUGUAGAAUAGAUGAUAAGGAAAAUAAUCACAACAAGUUCCUAACUAUCAAGUGGCAAGGGAAUCAGUAUAUACUCAUGAAAACACAUGAACAAAAUGGCAACUGUUUGUCAACAAUUUCUCCCUAUAUCUGUAAAAGUCGACAGCCAAGUCCCAAUGCAAGAGCUUCACAGCUGAGGGAAGAAAGACAGCCAAGUCCCAAUACUAGAGCAUCUAAAGUUAAAGAAGACAUACUACAAAAUACAAAUAUUGGAGGUUUAAAAUUAAGAGAUGGUAUGCAGCAAAGUCCAACUACCAGAUCGUCACAACUGAGGACAGGAAGUCCAAUUACAAGAGCAUCUAAGAGUCCACAGCCAAGUUCAAUAAUUAAACAAACUCCCAGGUCACUUCUCACUGAAGACAUCCUACAAAAAAUAUCAGAGAAGAAAUCUAGCUUGAUGAAAACUUAUCCACUUAGAUUUUCAAAUAAGCCUGAAAAUGGCAAUGUCAGGUGUUCACUAUCAACAAAAUUUGUGGAUGGUGAAUCAGUGAGUGAUUCAUACCCAGUAAUACAAUCUAUUCUUAAUGACAAAGUCACAUUGAAAAGUUCUCCAAAAGCGAGUAGAGUAACUCCGUCUAAGAUGAACAGUCCUGUUAAUCAUCCGGUCGUGGAGGAAUUGAACAGUUCAGGAAGUAGUGACACUUUAAGUUACAUGGACGAGGAUUUUCUUACGUCUGAUGAUUCGGACAAUAAGGAGCCAUCUGAAAUUGAGACUAAGUAUGUAAUCAAGAGAUAUGACAAUGUCAAUGGCUUGGAACAAGUUCAGGUUGUACUGCCAAGCAGUUGAUGACAAUAUAUUCAUAUAUGUAUUGCACACAAUUGUGGCAGCUUUUAUGUAUAGUAUAAACUGUGUGUUUACAUUGAACUCUAUAUUGCUUAUCUAUAGACAAAUUAGGUCUGAAAUUAGACAGCUGCCAAUUGUGACUAAUUAUAUCACAAAUCUAUGUUUAUUCCACACUUUCACUGAAGAGAUAUAUUCAAGUGCUAUCUUAAAACCUAAUGAAGAUUAUUCAAAGAUUUGUUGCGAAUAAGGAAGUAAUUUCAUAAGAGGGUAGCUUUAAAUAAAAUAAAUUAUCAUGUAUGUGACUGUACAUGCUGUAAUAGAGCUGCAUUUAUUAUGUACUCCUAGCUAAAAAGAUAUUCUUUAUUGUAGGUUUUUGCCAUGUUAGUUUUUUUUCACAGUUUAUUUUUUGGAGGUGUUAGUAAAAUCUAAAUUGUUUUUAUUGUUUGUGUUUUUCUGCCUUGUAAGAUGUAUUUAAAUGGAUCAUGUUGAUAGGGUAAAAUUCGUGGUAAAUUGACUUGACGUGUGAAAAAUUAGACACACAAAAAUAUUACUUAUAUAUAUGGUUGUUGUAGGUGUAAUACAGAGAUUCUCAAUGUGAAUUGAAAACCAAUGUCUUGAGAAUAAAUUUAAGAUUUCAAACUAAUAGAAGUUUUAUUUAUUUGGUUAUUUGCAAAGAAUUUAUUCAGAUAUAAAUAAAUUUUUUGAACUAUUUUUCCCUCUCAAAUAUGUAAUACAAGUAAAUCCUAUUUAAGAAUUCAAUGCUUGUUCAAUAUUACAAAUAUAUUUGGAUGUAUCCGAAAGGAUUCAACAUGUUUUACAACCCUAUAAAUUUACAAACAAGGAGCAGUUAAUUCUUAUAAUUGGAUUUUUAUUUUCUACAAACAUGAAAAAACAGUGUUUCUGGGACCAUUGUCGGGACUCCAGGAUCGGGAGUUUUUAAGCUCAGGAUUUUGGGAUUGAUCCUUACGGGACCUGGGAAUUCGUUUUUUCGAGUUUAGGGAUGGCAGGAUUUGAAUUUUUAAAAUUCAGGACCUCAGGAUUUCAUGUUUUUAAGUCCGGGAUUUUGGGAUCAGGACCCCUCCUAUCCCCCCUCUGUUAUUAUUUAAAACAUCAACCAUACACUUCAUGCACUUGUAAACUAUAUAUGACUUACCACAUAUAUGUUUUCAGCGUCAGCCUAAACUAACUAUGAGCACCUUUUGUUCUUGUAAGAUCUUACAUCUUUUGCAGGUAAGAUAGGUAUGUAAAUUUGAUUAAGUUUCCCCUUGUAUUUUUAUAAAACUUAGUGUGUAAUGUUUCCUCUAAAGAGAAAAAAAAUUUAAGAAGAUAUACUAUGUAAUUAAAUUUUUUACCAUUUUUAUGCCCCAUUUAUGGGCAUUAUGUUUACUGGUCUCUGCAUCUGUCUGUUCAUCUGUCAGUCUGUCCCACUUCAGUUAAAGUUUUUGGUAGAGGUAGAUUUUGAUGAAGGUAAAGUUCAAUCAACUUGAAACUUAGUUCAUAUGUUCCCUCUGAUAGGUUCUUUCUAAUUUUAAUGCUAAAUUAAAGUUGUGAUCCCAAUUUCACUGUCCACUUAACAUACAAAAUGAUAGUGCGGAUUGGGCAUCCACGUACUAUUGACUCAUUCUUGUUAUUUAUUUUUUUGUGAAUCAGUGAAUUUUAGAAAAGAAAAAAUAAUUUGAAAUUUUACAAAUAUUUUCAAUUUUUUCACAAAUCCCUGCUUAAAAAGUGUUUAUUCAAAACAUUGCUCUUCUGAAGUCAUACAGUGAAUCACCAUAAAUGUGUUCUUCAGUGGUGCUCUAUACGAUAUACUAUAAUGUGUAUUCAUUUGUUUAUGUGUGCUUAUUUUGUAUACAGAAAUAUUUGCAUUAUUUGUUGAAUAUUCACUGAUAUUUUUCUAUGCAAUGCAUUGAUGUAUGAAUACUUAUAAUUGAGUUUAGAUUAGUGUUAUCACAAAAAAUAGAUAUUGUAUAUAUAUAGAAGAAGAACCAAGACCCAAAGAUAACAUAGAAAAAGUUUUUUGGGAUAAAAUUUGUUUUUCAUAAAAUACUUGAAGCAAAACAUUAAAUAUCUUUAUAAAGAGUUACAAUUUGUAUUAAGUUUUCAUUGUUAAAUGUCAUUACUUGCAAAAGGAAAGAUAGAUUAUUGUGUAUAUAUUGAAUUGUUUAUUCAAACAAUCAAAUUUAUAACUUAGUUUUAAAAUAUUGUUUGGGCAUUAUUCCUGCAUAUAUCCAGGUCAAUAUUUUUAAUUUGUCAUGCCUUAUUAAAGCCUAUGGGUAGUGUGAAAUACUGCUAUUACUAGGUUCUUUUUUGUUCAUUGUUAGUACUCUUUAUGAAUUUCUUUUUUUCCCCUGAAAUCCCCUUGCAGAUUUUGGUCUGAGUUUAGUCGUAAUGAAAGGAGGUAUUCUCUAAAAAUUCUAGUUGUAUAAAAAAUUGCUGUCAUAUUUGAUUCCUAUUAUAAAUGAUCCUCUUUUACUGGGUUGCAAACAGGGGG
Mytilus trossulus (common blue mussel) is the source of this 5987-nucleotide messenger RNA. RefSeq names its product serine/arginine repetitive matrix protein 2-like. Gene Ontology annotation, cellular component: nucleus. Lineage: Eukaryota; Metazoa; Mollusca; Bivalvia; Mytilida; Mytilidae. The record is from RefSeq and is a predicted model, not a curated record. The coding region runs from base 125 to 3499 and encodes 1124 amino acids. The transcript has 11 exons.